Rubroshorea leprosula is the source of this 721-nucleotide messenger RNA. The record is from the annotation of a GenBank genome assembly. Lineage: Eukaryota; Viridiplantae; Streptophyta; Magnoliopsida; Malvales; Dipterocarpaceae.
CUGAAAAUCAAAUCUUUAAAAAUUCUCUAAUCUCAUAAAAUCUCCAAAUACACUCUAGCUUACAAGAUCAUGAUUUAUUUCUAAAAUCUAUAUCAAUCGCGAAAUGGCUAGCUUUCUAACUCGUCACUUCCCGUGGUUUCCCCGUCCUCAGUUUCACUUCCUGAAAUGGUGGACAAGGAAAAACUAUGAGAUAAACUCAGUAAGUAAAUAUGAAGUGCCCCUUAUUAAACUUAUAGCAUGCCAACAAGUGCAAUCACGAAAAACGGAUACAAUACGGGAACGAAAUAGACGUCUCCUCUAUAGGUCACGGCCAGCGUCUAACACCCACUGGCAGGCGCACUGUUUGCUGGUGUAUAAUCCCCACAAGCAAGGUCACUGUUUGCUGGUGUAUAACCCCCACUAGCAGGGUCACUCAACGAACCGGUUCUAUCAAUAACAUGUCGACAUGUGCUAGCGUUUAACCCCCACUAGCAGGAUCAUCAAUAACAUAUCGACAUGAGCCGACAUGUGCUAGCGUUUAACCCCCACUAGCAGGAUCAUCAAUAACAUAUCGACAUGUGCCGACAUGUGCUAGCGUUUAACCCCCACUAGCAGGAUCAUCAAUAACAUAUCGACAUGUGCCGACAUGUGCUAGCGUUUAACUCCCACUAGCAGGAUUACAGAAUAACAUGACCAUAUCGGAGACAAAACAGGCAGAAGUUAAUAGAAAAAUCACAAUUCA